AGGUAAAAGGAGUGAAAGAAAGAGACCUCUGUAACGCUGCAGAAGGAGGAGAGGGGGAGGAGAGGUGGAGAGAAGGAGGUGGUGGUGGUGGCGACUAAAGAAAGGGGGGGUGAUACAGCCGGUUUUUACCUGAAGACAUAGAAGAAGGAAGACUGGAGUGGGUGAGAGGAACCGUGUUGAAUAUUGCACACAGGAGUACAGGAUAAAAAAAUAGUCAGAUUUUUCGGAGGGAGGAGAAUCGGUGACAAGACGAAGAUGGAAAAAUCCAUGGAACAGAGAGCUUCUGAAACCCAACUUAGAAACCUGUGACGAGAUGAUCUGCAAUGAAGGGUUUGGGGGACACCCGUAGCCGGCACCUCUCCGGGAACCUGGACUCUCAUUCAGACACCCUAUAUGUUCCACAAGAUCGGACACCUUACCUAAUCAGUUCUACCGAGGCCUAUCCACCGGAACCUCGAUACCCCGACAACUCUCUACACCCUGAUUGCCUGUAUCCCCUCAACAACCAGCUCUCUAACAGUAGCACUUUUCCUCGUAUCCACUUUAAUUCCCAUUAUGAACCUCCUGAGGAGACGCCACCAUAUCCAACCCCACAUGCACCUCCUGCAAAAAUCAACCGCCUUCCUGCCAGCCUCCUGGACCAGUUUGAAAAACAGUUGCCCAUUCAUAGAGAUGGCUUCAGUACGCUUCAGUUCCAAAGGCAAGCCCCAGAGGGCAAGGACCGUAGUGAAAGCCCGGGGCGUAUUCGUCAUCUAGUCCACUCUGUGCAAAAACUGUUUGCAAAGUCACAGUCCCUUGAGGGUGGUGGAAGGGCCAGUGUGAAUGGCAAAAAGGGUUCGUCGGAGGAGACUAAAGGAACAAAACGUAGUAAAAGCAAAGAACGUGGGAAGGGGGAUGGUAAGGGACAAGCUCGAAGUGGUGGAGUUUCUGGAUGGUGGAGUUCAGAUGACAAUUUAGACAGUGACACAGGAAGUUAUCGCAACCCAGCAGGCAUGAUGACUCUCGGAAGGCGUCCUGAUCAUGGAACUCGACAUUUCUUGAGUGGAUACAAUACUAUCAGUGAGAGCAUGUUGAAGGCAUCCAAAAGCAAUAAUGACCUCAAGUUCACACCCUUCCAGCCCCCAUCACUUACCUUGUCCCCAUUGCCAACACCUCGUGAGGUGCUCCCCGUUAGCUCAACAUCAUCGCUCAAAAGAGGUUCUUGGUCAACACUAACACUAAGUCAUGCUCGAGACGUGUGUCAGAAGGCAUCAGCCACCAUAGACAAAGCACUGCUCAAGUCCAAGUCUUGUCACCAGGAUCUUAGCUACCAGUAUCUGCAGGUGCCGAGCGGAGAGUGGACUGGAGCACCAUGUAAAGAUGAUGACAUCCCGUGUCGACGGAUGCGUAGUGGAAGCUACAUUAAAGCUAUGGGUGAUGCAGACAGCGAAGAUUCAGAAGGGAGCCCCCAACCUUCCCCCAAAACUGCAGCAAGGAGGCAGAGCUACCUCAAGGCCACACAACAGUCACUAAGUGAGCAGAGCACCACGCAGAGGAGUCUGGAGCGUGUGGACUCCAUGGACAUCCUGUCCCCCCCAAAGUUCCAGAGCUGGGACGAGGAUUACAAUCAGCUGACUGAGAGUGCAACAGAGGAGGGCAGUCUAUGUCAGGAUACCGAGCCACGAUGUCUCCUGCAGUACCAAACACAGGAUAUAGAAGAGCAGAGGGAAAGAUAUCAUUCUCUCAGUCAGGUAGCUGAGGAACCGAGGGAUCGGUAUCCAUUAUGCCAGGUCCCAGAGGAGCCAAUGGAAAGAUACACUUUAAGUCAAGUCCCAGAGGAACCUCAAGAGAGAUUCCAGCUUUGCCAAGUAGAGGAAGAAGAGAACGAACAAUAUCCACUUUGUCAGGUGCCUGAGGAGCACAGGGAAAGGUAUCCCCUGUCUCAAGUUCCAGAGGAGCCAAAUAUACGAUACCCAAUGUUAGCAGAAGAAAAGAGGGAGCGCUACCCCUUUGUUCAGGCCAUGUUUGGGGAUUCUGAACAGUCCCAAACUGAAGCUUUUGACCUCCAUCUACCCAAUUACUUCCGCUCACGCAGCCACAGCUACCUCCGUGCCAUCCAGGCCGGCUGCUCACAGGACGACGACACAACAUCCCUACAGUCCAUGUCACCCCCUUUACCAAUCACCAGCCGGACUCUACCCAGACACAUCGGCUCCUCUUGUCUGGUGGGUUACAAGAAGACCCCCCCACCUGUACCCCCUCGCACCACCUCCAAACCCUUUAUAUCUGUGACUGUACAAAGUAGUACUGAAUCUGCCCAGGACUCUUAUCUGGAUGCACAGGAAGGGCAGAGUGAAGGCAACAGCCAGUCAGGGCUCAGCACCUCCACCGAGAGCCUUGAAAGCACCCGGGCACCAAGUGUAACCCGUAUCUGUCCCCCAACUCCAAUCAGGCAAAUCCCACCCGAGGUGCCCCCAAAAAAUGCGGCCGUAAAAAUCAUCAAAGAAGAGCCGCGGGCCCCUGAACCCCUCCCGAAACGUAAACUGUCCUCCAUUGGAAUUCAGGUGGACAGUAUACAACCAGUGCCUAUUCCCGAGCCGCCCCCUCCCGCCAAAUUUCAGUCCAUUGGAGUCCAAGUGGAAGAAGAGUGGAGGAACAGCCGAUCCAGCAGUAUGACAUCCAAGCAAGAGACAGAUUCCGAUACGCAAGAGCCCAGCAAUUCGUCUGACAAGAGCGUCCCCGACUGCCCACCUCCUCGCCAGCCCACCCCAGGUCCUCCAGUGCCCCUCCCCAAAAAGCACCUCUCCUAUGGAGAUGGUGGGGAAACCGAGGCCUCUGCCCUUCCUCCUCCCGACCCUUGGCUGGACUCUGCAGCCUCUCCUCCCUCUACUGAGCCCGCCCAGGCAGGCGCUUGCCGCAGGGAUGGACACUGGUUCCUGAAAUUGUUGCAGGCCGAGACGGAAAGACUGGAGGGCUGGUGUAAACAGAUGCAAAGAGAAACGGGCGAUAACAACCUGUGCGAAGAAGUGAUCGGGAAGCUUCUUAGUGCUGUUGGCAGCGCUCAGCUCCUGAUGUCACAGAAGUUCCAGCAGUUCCGCGGCUUGUGUGAGCAAAACCUGAACCCGAACUCCAACCCUCGUCCAUCGGCACAGGACCUUGCCGGAUUCUGGGACCUGUUGCAGCUUUCUAUAGAAGAUAUUAGCAUGAAAUUUGAUGAACUCUUCCAACUUAAGGCCAAUGGCUGGGUAUUGACCGAGACCCCUGAUAGAAAUGAGAUAAAAAGGCCCCCUCCCCCUGUGCCAAAGAAGCCAGCCCGACCCAAGCCUCCCCUCAGUCGUGACAAGGCACCCGGCCCCUCCAACAGUGACAAGCAGCGACAAGAAGCCCGUAAAAGGCUGAUGGCAGCCAAGCGAGCAGCCUCCGUGCGCCAGAAUUCUGCUACAGAGAGCGCGGACAGCAUCGAGAUCUAUGUGCCAGAGGCACAGACGCGGCUCUGAGAGCGAGCGAGAGAGAGAGAACCACUGGUGUGCCAAUCAUGGGGUAAAUGGAGGGUCUUGGCAACUAUAGACUUACUGACAGACUCAAGUGGGAGACACAGGGAGAAAGGCACAAGAGCACACUAAUUCUAUGCGGCUAUGCCUGGCAGACACGCGGUGCUGUCAGGAGGGUUCCACGGCUGGUGUGCCAGGACUUUUCAACUAAUUAUUCUUUAAAAUUUAAGGCAAUUUUUCUUGGGGAAGAGACAUAAAGUGGAAGUUUUUUUUUUUUGGAAGGGGUAUCCCUGUUAUGCAGCCCCACUACCCCUUCUCCUUAUCUGGGCCGAGGCAAUAAAGCACCCCCAAAAUCUCACAAUUGCACAAAGACUGCACCCUGGUUUUGGACGGUCCGCCAUCUUUGUUUCACCCCCCCCCCCCCUUCCUUUUGUCUGUUAUAAGUAGCACCUAUUGCAAUAAGGAACAAACCCCACCCCCUAGCAUUCCUCUCCUCUUUAAGCAGGAGCAUGCGGAUUUGUAUGGUUCCGAUUUAAACACUCGCUCCUAAAGCCCCAAAAUUUGUCGUCUGUUGUUAAGUAGACCGACGGCUUGCAUUGUUCUAUUCAGUAGACAUACACAUUGCUCUGCAGCAUAUGUAGAUGCAGUGCUCUGCUCCCCAGCCGAGGUCAGUAAUGGUUAACUCUUCAUAAUUAACGUCAGGCUCUGCGCCGCAAUGCGUUGCUGACUUCACUAGCAGAAGAGUCGAUUUAUUUUAAUUUUAAUUUUUUCGUGUGUGUGAUAAUUCCAAAAGUCAUUUUUGACAAAAAAAUUCCCAUUGAAAACUGCAGUCAGCAAGCUAGGUCAGCAAUGUUGAUUAUAAAAAACAAAGCACACUGUACUAUGUAAGAUCACGUCCCCCCCCCCCGUACACGAAUAGUGAACCUACUUAACUGUGCUGAAGCAGAGUAUCUCAAUACCUUGACCGUUUGCUCUUGGCACUUUCUAUCAUGAUGCUGAGUAUCUCUAUACAUUGAUUUUGGACAUGCUGCGCUAUAUACUGAUGCUGAGUAUCUGUUCACCAAUAAUAUGCAACCUCGUUGUAUGA
This is a messenger RNA of Hyla sarda, 4557 nucleotides long. RefSeq names its product DLG associated protein 4 (gene DLGAP4). Bases 324 to 3476 code for a protein of 1050 amino acids. Gene Ontology annotation, biological process: signaling. The record is from RefSeq and is a predicted model, not a curated record. Gene Ontology annotation, cellular component: glutamatergic synapse; postsynaptic specialization. Lineage: Eukaryota; Metazoa; Chordata; Amphibia; Anura; Hylidae. The transcript is spliced from 12 exons. Gene Ontology annotation, molecular function: molecular adaptor activity.